Messenger RNA from Prunus avium (sweet cherry), 1257 nucleotides. Its product is annotated as putative protein ABIL5. The record is from RefSeq and is a predicted model, not a curated record. NCBI's taxonomy places the organism in Eukaryota, Viridiplantae, Streptophyta, Magnoliopsida, Rosales, Rosaceae.
UCUCAAAAAAGCCUAUAGUCACAGACUCACAGAUAUCACCUCUCUGUCUCUUUCUCUUGCUCAAACCAAAACAAGCCCCACCCCACUCACCCCCCAACAAGUUCAAAAAAAAAACAGGGAGAUAAUCAGAUAAGGAGAGAGCUUGUCUUCUUUUUCUUAAUUCCCCUCUUUAUCAUCAUCUCUUCUGCAAGUUUCAUAAACAUUUUACAGAAAAACAUGGAGGAGAUAGAAAACUCUAAACCCUGUUCAGGACAAGAUUCAGAAGCUAAGUCUAAGCCUUUGGACAUUGUCAGCUUUGAUAAGUCUCUCCAGGAACUGAAAGACCUGCGCUCUCAACUUCAUUAUGCUGCUGACUACUGUGAAUCAACAUUCUUGAAUGCCAAAGAGAAGAAAGUUGUGAUGGACAACACCAAGGAGUAUGUAUGCAGAGCUGUGGUUACUGUUGUUGAUCAUCUUGGAUGCGUUUCUGCCAACCUCAAUGGCCUCAUUUCUGAGACUAACGCAUUUUCAGAGACCGAGCUUAGAAUCGAUUGCCUCAAACAAAGGCUUUUCUUAUGCGAACAAUACUCCCACAAGCUUGCUCUGCCUAAAGUCCGAUGGAGGGAGAUAUUGCCUAGGCAUAACGCACGUUUUUUAUCUGCACUCAGAGAUGCUGAGAAAACCAGUGAAGAUUUGUGGGAUCCUGCAACUCCAGCCUCUCGUAAAACCAUCGACAAUCAUGAAUUUGACAAAGAGGCAGCAAUGCCACUUUUCUUGUACACAUCAUCUCUCAAACCGUCUUUAUCCAAGGGGGAAACUAAUUCAGCUUUAGUUCCGGUUCGUGAUGGCCUAUCAAUCCUGUCUAGAGGUCCAAAUCCUACAUUUCAUUUCCAGGAAUCUCGGAAAAAUGGACGCCUCAAGAAAUCUGGGCAGGGUCAUGACAUCUUGUCACUCAUUAGACGAGCUAAAAGAACAGUAUGAAAAGAGCAGAAACCAUUUGUACCACAUUGUGGAUCGCAUCUCUAGCUAAUUGACAUGGGAUCCACUUGUACGGGUGAGUCCCACUCUUGUUGAUCUCCAAUGUGAUCCAUAAAUUAUAAUCCCCUAGCAUUACUGAUCAUAGCAUAGAUUUUAGAGACUGCUUGCACUUAAAAGUAUCAGGGUGGAUGUUAGUGCUUCUCGGGACAGAUUAUUCCAAGCUUCUUUUUACAGGACUGGUUAAAAAUGUUGGCCGAUGCUUCCUUUUUUUUUUUUUUUUUUUCCGGUUAAGUAGAUGUA